Molecule: messenger RNA, 1380 nt
Organism: Ornithodoros turicata
Lineage: Eukaryota; Metazoa; Arthropoda; Arachnida; Ixodida; Argasidae
Product: abasic site processing protein HMCES-like
Exons: 8
Coding region: 67-1233 (388 amino acids)
Biological process (GO): DNA damage response
Molecular function (GO): single-stranded DNA binding
Source: RefSeq, a predicted model, not a curated record
UCCCACUGAUAUCACGAGGCCGUCCUUGCCACCUGACGAAACGGCUACACAUCGAGGUCCAGCAAAAUGUGCGGCCGUGUAGCAUGCAUUCUGAGUCCCCUAGGCGUACAGUGCGCGUGCAUCCACAGAGAUUCCUCUGGAGCGGUCGUUAGUCCAGACUGGAUUGAGAUCAACGAAGGAGGGGUCUAUAAGCCGUCCUACAACAUCAAACCUAAGACCAGCUUCAACCCAGUAUUGCUGAGUAGUGCACACUUUUCUGCUACUGACCUAACCGAACGCGUCAUAUGUCCUCUCCGCUGGGGUCUCGUGCCCUCCUGGUACAACAAGGACCCACAGAACUUCUUCGCCAACACAGCUAACUGCCGUGUCGAAGAGUGCCAUCUCAAAAGAAGCUUUCGUCCGGCCGUGGCCCGGAACCAGCGUUGCGUGGUGCUCGCCGAAGGGUUCUACGAGUGGACUCAUGAGAGAAAUGGUACUAGUCAGCCGUAUUUCAUCUACUUCGACCAGCCAAGAAAUAUAGACAUGUUCGAUCGCUUCUGGGACGACACCAAUGAUCCGACGUCCCUAAUUAAAAAUAAUAAGUGGAGGGGACCGCGACUGCUCACCAUGGCUGGCCUCUUCGAUGUCUCUUCAUUUCAGGAGGAUCUGUUCAGCUACACCAUCCUCACCAUGCAACCACCAGAUUAUUUCCUCUUUAUUCAUAACAGAAUGCCUGUGAUCUUGGACGGCGAUGAUGCCGUGUCCCAAUGGCUGGAUCCAGAAAUUUCUUUCAAGGAGGCAACGGAGGAUCUGACAUGUCCCUCCAGUCUCAGCUGCCACCCGGUCUCGCCUUCCGUGGGAAGGGUUACGAACGACAACAUUGAAUGUGUUCUGCCGACAGGGACGCCGCAACACGUCGCCGAAGAACAUGAAACGCAAGAAGACCAACAGUUACCAGUGCGCCGCUCAUCCAAACGAAGAAGAUCAAGAAGGUCAAGGACCCCUGUGAGAAACUCGUCGCGAAGACAACUUUCUCGUUCACCUAAAAGUGAAAAAAGGGUCACGCCAAGAAGGUCGAGAACUGCGACCAGAAGUUCUUCUGGAAGGCGCUCCCGCCGUUCACCGAAAUCUAAAAGAUCGCGGACAAGGGCCCCAGUUAGGUCCCCUCGAAGCCGCUCCUCGUCUAGCGGGAGUCGCUCUAGAUCCGGAAGGAAGUCUCUUCGGGCGCCGCGACGUUCGAGGUCGAACUGUUAGCUCGAGUUCUGGUUGCAGAUUGAAAGUCUCACCCAAUGAAUAUAUGAUUAGUGUUUUAGACCAUGACCGUGACCUGUGCUGGACAUAGAUCACGGCUUGUGACAUGAGGCGCCUUAAGGGGAAGUAAAAUUAUGCAGAUGCUGGUGA